CUGACGAGUGCAUCCCAUGUUCUCUUGUCACUACGACGGUUGCGAUUCGGAAAGCGAUUCCCCAAGUGAUAGCCAAGACGACGAACUGUCUGCUAUUUGCAAUAAACAGAAGGCCAAAGCCUUUGAGGAUGCCAUGUGCGCUGAACUAGAUGAUUUUGUCCGGGGCUUAAACAACCUAGAAAGUGAAGCUACAGAGCCUAGGCGGGUCCGCUUCGCACCGAUUUCUGGCGAGACGGAAGGUGGGACAGAAGAGGUCACCGAGCCGACCGAGGAUCUCCUCUACGACGAAUUGGAGGAUGACGCGAGUGAAAAGUGGGUCAAGGAAAAUCUGCUUGGUGGACGGAGCCGCCAUUCAGAUGCAGUACUGAAUUGCCCCUGUUGCAUGACGGUUCUGGCUGUGAAUUGUCGAAGAGACCAACGUUUUAAAACACUCUACAGAUCUUCUUUCCCUAUCAAUUGCGUGGUUGACGAAAGCACUCGGCUCGCUGCUCCGACAGAUUCCCAGCACCGACGAAAGCGGCGUAAAAAUGUCUCCAAAUCAGACGAGAGUGUUCACACUAAUGCGCCUGAUGAAGAAAACUCUUCCGACAAUGUGUUUGCAGUGAACUGUGAUGUCUGCGGUAUUCUUGUUGGGACCAAAGAUCCUAAAACGAAUGUAACCACCUUUUCUGGUACACUUGCAAGCCACACUUAAACGGUUUAACUUGCAAGUUCAACCUGGUCUGUACAUAGUGCUCUUUUUCGCUCUAGUACAUUGAAGUUGCAUUGCUUGCAACUAUUCACUUUCGCUGUUCUCCCUUAAGCUGUGCAGAUCGAUAUUGUAGAUUACUGUCAAUAAGAUAUCUAAUAAACUAGUAA
Messenger RNA from Dicrocoelium dendriticum, 858 nucleotides. The record is from the annotation of a GenBank genome assembly. NCBI's taxonomy places the organism in Eukaryota, Metazoa, Platyhelminthes, Trematoda, Plagiorchiida, Dicrocoeliidae.